CAUUUUUGAAACCCCGAAGAACUGUUGGUCAAAUACCACAGUCCUGGAGUCUUUCUUAGAUGGCACCCACUGUGAUGGGAGAGAUCUCUUCUCGAUUGAACAAAUCGGGCAGGCCAAGGCUAAAACAGUGGGCCCCGAAAGUCAAGUCUGGCUGCAUUACAUGCAGGAUACGACGGAUCAAGUGUGACGAGACCAAACCGAGCUGCACGAGAUGUACAUCAACCGGAAGAAACUGCGAUGGUUAUGACGAGCUUGCUAUCAAGCAAGUGAUCAAGCCACAGCACGUGGUGCAGAUGCCAUCGGCCUGGGACCAGGUCUCCGGCAGCACGGUGGAGAUCAAGAAUUUCGCUUUCUUCCGGUCGGUCACGACAGCCGACCUAGCCGGGUUCUUCGAUGUUGGUUUCUGGACCGGCAAGUUGCUCCAACUAUCCCACCAGUAUCCAGCACUGUGGCAUGCCAUGACCGCACUGGCAUGUGUACACCACGAGUUCAUCACGGAUAGAACCCCCACCACCGUCGCACGGGUGGGCGACACUCCGAAUAUGCGCUUUGCAUUGGUCCAAUUCAACAAGUCUAUCCAAUCACUCCGCAAGCUACUCUCGGGGCCAUCCCUGACUCGCCUCGACAAAUUGGUAGCGCUUAGCACUUGCCUCUUGUUUACCUGCAUGGCGAGCUUACAAGGCCGUCAAUGGCAGGCCUUUGUGCAUAUCAGUUCGGGAUUAAAGAUGUUCCAUUACUGGAAUUUAGGACUCAGGAAUAGAGAUAGACGAGACGAUGAUCCAGAUAUAGAUCUAUUACUUGUCGCUUUCACUCAGCUCGACACCCAAGCUCGUCCAUACCUCCCCAGCCAGAGGAACAAUCUCCAGUGGACGGACAGCCAAAUCAUUCUGUCGUCUACCAUAGAACCAUUCCGAUCUUUGCUGGAUGCAUACCUUGCCAUAGAAGUUCACUUCAACACUAUGAUGCGCUUUAUGCUCAGCAAAGAAUUCAGCGACCUUACCCUCAUAUCCGAGAAUCUUAUCCAGAAACAAAAAUGUGGCGACGACUUUCAGCAAUGGGACGCCAGAUUAAGCGGCUUUCUGUCUGUUGCGGCACCGUCCGAGAAGGACGACCGAGCCCUCAACCUUCUCUACAUCCGCCGUAUAUUCGCACGUAUUUUCCUGUCGCUGGAUUUCACCAAAGGUGAACUAUGCCAUGACGACUUUCUGCAAGACUAUAAACAGAUGCUUGACCUUGCUACCCAAUUAUUAGACGACCUGAAUUCAAGCCACAUGUCCGGGGAGAGACCCUCACAUCCGAAUUUCUGUCUCGCGACCACAGUUGCUGAGCCGCUGUUCCUCAUUGCUACCCGAUGUCGAGAACCCACGAUUCGUCGUGAAGCCCUUCGCUUGCUGAAGCAGUACCCCCGCCGCGAAGGGAUCUGCGAGGGGAUGGUUGCUGCUAGGAUCGCCGAGACGAUGAUCGAUAUUGAGGAGAAGGGGUGUAAUGGAGGGCAGGCGGGCUCAUGCACCACCGGGCAGUGGGUCUGCGGGAACCACCGCGUGGCCAUCCUGCAAUUCGUCCUUAUCGCGGAGCGGCAGAUGAAGAUUCUGAUCCAGACCGUCGAGGACUUGAUAUGUGGAAGAGACGAACGGGUCCUAGUUACGAGCUAUUGGUGAUCGCCUUGAGACUAGAUAGAGCUCCGUCCAUCUGACUGCAAGCCUUGCUGACCAAGGACUUGUACUCGCUGACCGUGCUCUCACUGCCUCGUCUCUCCGUUCCGUGCAUCUAAUCAUGAGAGUUGCUGUAAGCCAGAUGUUGUGCAACUCACGCAGAUUGAGACGCCGUGAUCGUAUGAGCUGAUCUCAAGUGGCACAUCCAUCAUUUUCUCAGCCACCCUUACAACCAUACCAUGACCAUCACCACUCCAAAU
Messenger RNA from Aspergillus homomorphus CBS 101889, 1912 nucleotides. RefSeq names its product Zn(II)2Cys6 transcription factor domain-containing protein. Gene Ontology annotation, biological process: regulation of DNA-templated transcription. NCBI's taxonomy places the organism in Eukaryota, Fungi, Ascomycota, Eurotiomycetes, Eurotiales, Aspergillaceae. Gene Ontology annotation, molecular function: zinc ion binding; DNA-binding transcription factor activity, RNA polymerase II-specific. Bases 60 to 1658 code for a protein of 532 amino acids. The transcript is spliced from 3 exons. The record is from RefSeq and is a predicted model, not a curated record.